UCACUGCCUACGUGGUAAUUUUACACACCCAUCCUUAUAUAUAGAUCUCAUGCAUGCAAGCUCACUCGACCGAGCUAGUUAUCAACGUGCGAGUUGCGACGUACGAGGUUCGACGACGACCCGCGUAGCCAGCUAGCUCUAGCUGCCGGCCAUGUCGUCGUCGUCUUCGGCGACGACGACGAAGUAUAGGGGAGUGCGGCUGCGCAAGUGGGGGAAGUGGGUGUCGGAGAUCCGGCUGCCCAACAGCCGCGAGAGGAUAUGGCUGGGAUCCUACGACACGCCCGAGGAGGCGGCGCGGGCGUUCGACGCCGCGUUCGUCUGCCUCCGCGGCGGCGGCGAGGCCGCCGGGAACGGGAUCAACUUCCCCGGCUCGCCCCCUGCCGUGGCGCGCACCAGCGACCCGCAGGAGGUGUACGCGGCCGCGGUGUCGCAUGCCAACAACCGGCCGCCGCCGCCGCCGUCGGCCCGAGCAACGUCGUCUGCACUUCCAUGGGAGGAAGCUCCGGUGGUGGCGGCUCAGGAGGCGGCGGCGGACAUGGCGCCCGACGUGGUGGUGCUGCCAUCGUCGCCGGUGAAUGUGCUGGCAGCAGCUGGGAGCUUCGAAUAUUGGUCGCAACAACCACUCUACUCGCCGACGGCAGCAAGCCUCGAUUUGCAGAGGUGGAUGACGGCGGCGGCGGCGGCCGAGGAAUCAAUAAUGGAGGAUGACGACGACGAAGGAACAAGUGAUGGUCUUUGGAGUUUCCACUACUCACCGACUCGUUCCAAGUGGUAAUUAACGAGCUUAAUUAGGAUGCUCGUGUGAUCUGGCGUCCAACUGAGGAGCUUAAUUAAUUUUGCACAAUAUAUGCCACGCAUCUUGUAACGUAGGAAAUGCACAUUGUUUAGGAUAUAUCUUUUUCGUACAAAAAUGAACUUUCAAAACUGUGUUUAUACAUUUAAAAUUGAUACAUAAAAAUGCUGGCUGUAUGUAGAUUUAUCUUCUAAAUUAAUCUAAUUCCAUGUAAUUUUUUUUCUAAAAUGUUUUUCAUGAGGUAAUGCAGCUACUGAGGUCCCGUUCGUUUCUUAUGUAACACGUGGAUGAAAAUUUAGAUUUUUGUGGGCUGUACACGGUGGCGGUUGUGGCGUUCACAAGCCUGCACAUGGCGGGGUUCGGGUGGUGGUGUGGCCCGGUAGAGGAGGACGAAUAAGAAAGAAGAUUGCUGUUUCACUUACAAAUGGAUCCCAUGUGUCUUUUUAAUUUUUUUCUAUUUGUGUUUAUUGUGCCACGUUAUCUAGAACCGUCUUCAAUAUUGUCUUAGGACUAGAAAAAAUAUCCGUGCGUUGCAACGGGAAGAAAAGAUGAGAAAAUUAAGGAGAAAUUGAGAAAGAUUUACAUUAUGUAAUUAACUUAAAUACAAAUUUCCUGUAAUAGUUGAUAUUUUUUUAAGUAGGUAGGUGUUUAAAUUAAUUUAAAAGUAAACUAAGUGUGGAAAUAAAAUGAUAUGGCUGGAUUUAAUUUUUAUGAAGUUCUCCAUGAUU
Molecule: messenger RNA, 1521 nt
Organism: Oryza sativa Japonica Group (Japanese rice)
Lineage: Eukaryota; Viridiplantae; Streptophyta; Magnoliopsida; Poales; Poaceae
Product: ethylene-responsive transcription factor ERF039
Biological process (GO): regulation of DNA-templated transcription
Molecular function (GO): DNA binding; DNA-binding transcription factor activity
Source: RefSeq, a predicted model, not a curated record